Messenger RNA from Conger conger (European conger), 2063 nucleotides. Its product is annotated as somatomedin-B and thrombospondin type-1 domain-containing protein. Bases 313 to 1110 code for a protein of 265 amino acids. The record is from RefSeq and is a predicted model, not a curated record. NCBI's taxonomy places the organism in Eukaryota, Metazoa, Chordata, Actinopteri, Anguilliformes, Congridae. The transcript has 5 exons.
UUGGCACUUUGUCCUUCUGGGGUCCAGAAAGGUGGGGUGUGGAACUACUCGAGUGAAUGAACUAAGCUACUCGCUGACCGUUUGCCACGCAAGUCCUGCAAUGUUUUUUGUCCUGGAUUUUAGAUUUAUGUUGAACAAAAACCUCAAAAACUGAAUUAUACACUUGUUUCGAUUAAGAUAAUACCAAAGCAACUUGAACGGCAGUAAUGUAUUUAAUUAAUUUGCGCCAGUUACGUUUGGGUAUGUGAGCGCCGUUCAACAGGUCUGCACGAUAUUUUUCGGAGGUGAAGUGCUCCGCUUUUAGUUACGGCUAUGGCCUUACUCAGGUGUGCCUGGCUGCUGUGUUUGGUCGAGCUGUCUCUUCUGCUGGGGAGAAGCAUUGGAGGGUGUCAAGACUUGGGGUUGUGCUGUAGUGGACGGGACUCCUCGUGUGUUAGCAAGGGAUGGAAACCCGACCGUUCGUACGGCACCUGCUACUGUGACCAGGCGUGUACUUCUGCACUCGACUGCUGUCACGAUUACCAACAAGCUUGCCCAGCUGAGCCGUGUGUGGUGAGCGAGUGGGGCCGGUGGUCCGGCUGUGCCGAGCCGUGCCGGGCGGCGGUCCGUGUGCGGAGCCGGGAGGUGCUGCGGGAAGCUCGGAACGCCGGGAAGCCUUGUCCCCCAGUGCAGGAGUCCGCUGGCUGUGCCGAGUACCGGGACCAGCACAGGCAGUGUCGCAACUCUCUGGUUCCUGCCCUCAUCACCACAGGUGGCUAUGGCAAUGCCAGAAAGAAGAGGGAUAUCUCCAGUAGCUCUGAUGUCAUUGGGUACUGUGUGGAGUUCCAGCUGACCUCUCUGACUGCUGGCUGUCUGCGGAGCUCCCAGCCGCACACGCAGUGGAUGCAGUACCUGCGUGAGGGCCACAGGGUGUGUGUGGAGUGCCAGCCCCCUGCCCUGGCUGCCGGACAUCAGCACUGCUCUGGUGACGGGGAGGAUGAUGAGGAAGACAGGAAGCUGUCUCUUCAGUGGCAGGCAGUGGGGAACCCAAAGUGCAGGGGGGGCUGGAGGCGUGUUCGGCGACUGGACUCUUGCUCCUGCCCCACUGUCCACAGCUUUCUCUUCAUUUGAAGGCAUUUCCCUCAGGACCCAGGGUGCCUCAGUGUACGCAGUCACAUGCUAGCACACAGGCACACGCCACACACUCUGACUGUCCUCUCAGAAUGAUGGAUUACAUGGACUCAGAUAUGGGACUCCGGGGAUGAAUGUGAUGGAAUGGAAGAAAAGCUCUCUGGAGAUGAAAAGAUGAGGAGCUUCUCUACAGUGAUUGGCAGGGAGCAUGUGGUUCUUCUCUACAGUUCAGGAUUUCUGUUGGUCAUAUUAUUGUGUUCCAUAGUAAUUGAAUAUACUUUGUAAUUGUAUACCAGGCUUUACACUCCUAUGUGCUGCAUUAUCCCAUCAACAAUAGUCUGUGUGUGGAGGACCACGCAUGUGAAAGCUGCAUAAAGUUCCAUGAAGCUGAAAUGUGUGAAAUAUAAUUACAUAUUUAUUUGAAUCGGUCACUGAAUUUAACAGUUUUUUCUAUAUAAGCUGUACAUUUUCGCAACAUCCAACAGUUUGUGCAAAAAAAGUCACUUUAUGGGGAAACAUAAACAUUCCUUCAGUCUUGAAUCAGAGAUGCCUUGAGAGAUGCAUCGCUGACAGCUGAUACUCGAUGCUGUUAAUAAUGCCUUAAUAAAAUGGAGGGACUGUGUUCACUAUCCUGGUUUCCAGAUACAAUGAGUGUCAUGUACAGUAAGUGGCUUUUCUCUGGGAGUUGUCAGUGUCAGUUUGAUCAGCACCGCGUUUUCUCAAUCACAAUUAGGAAAGCCAGUAAGCUCAGUUGCGAGAUAUCAAUAAUUCAUGUAAUUUAUUUCAUUUUAAUUUGACCAUGGGGAAAUGUUGCUUUAAAAAGAAAUAAAAAUAUAUUUUAAACAUUUAGACACAUUUUUUUCCCACAAGACAGGUACAGAGUCUGUGUUUCACGUACAGUCACGGCUCCAUAGUACAACAUGCAUCGAAUGACAGAACGCCAUACAGAAACG